UAAAAAAGAAAAAAGAAAAAAGAAAAAACCAGGGCCGGUUUUUAAUACAAAGAGCUGCAACUUGGCCUGCAUCAUUUGUUUUCAGCUUCUUCCUAUAUAUAUAUAUAUAAACAUACAUAUACACACACAGAGCCACGGAUAUAAUAUACACACACACCCAGGGGCUUAACAACAUAGAGAGAGAGAGAGAUGAAGAAGUGCGAGCUGUGUGACUCUGCAGCAAAAAUGUACUGCGAAUCCGAUCAAGCUAGCCUCUGCUGGGACUGCGAUGUCAAAGUUCACGGCGCAAACUUUCUGGUGGCUAAGCAUUCAAGAACUCUGCUCUGCCAAGUCUGCCAAUCUCCGACCCCCUGGGUUGGCUCCGGUCUCAAGCUCUGUCCAACUGUUUCCGUUUGCGAGAAUUGUGUCAAUAAUAAUGAAGGAAAUCAUCAUCAAGACGAAGAAGAAGAAGAAGAAGAAGAAGAAGAAGAAGAAGAAGAAGAAGAAGAAGAAGACGACGAGGAAGAAGACGAGGACGAGGACGAGGAGCAGGAUGAUGGGGAUAAAGAUGAUGAUGAUGACAACCAAGUUGUUCCAUGGUCUUGUAAGCCUCCUCCGCCUGUGUCUUCAAGUUCUUCAAGCAGUAGGGAAGAAGAAUGUUCCAGUGGAAGCAUGAGCAUAUCCAGAUCAACAACCAGAAGGGAACCCAGGUUGACCAGAUCAAAUAACCAACUUAAUUUCAAGUGAAUCUUUUCUACGAGUGAUUGUUAAAAUUUCAAUGGGGCCAUCGAUCCUGUUAUGUAAGCAAAUUUACUGUGUUAACAAAUUAUUAUGUUUGUAAUAAGUCCAAGCCACUAACUUUUUCCUCAAAAGCAUUGUAAUUUAGCUUUGUCAUUACACAUUUUUAUCCAUUUUGUGCACAAAGUUCUGCAAG
Molecule: messenger RNA, 913 nt
Organism: Malus domestica (apple)
Lineage: Eukaryota; Viridiplantae; Streptophyta; Magnoliopsida; Rosales; Rosaceae
Product: zinc finger protein CONSTANS-like
Molecular function (GO): zinc ion binding
Source: RefSeq, a predicted model, not a curated record